Equus quagga is the source of this 3449-nucleotide messenger RNA. It is a transcript of the gene SEPTIN6, whose product is annotated as septin 6. Gene Ontology annotation, biological process: cytoskeleton-dependent cytokinesis; cilium assembly. Gene Ontology annotation, cellular component: cell division site; septin ring; microtubule cytoskeleton. Lineage: Eukaryota; Metazoa; Chordata; Mammalia; Perissodactyla; Equidae. The coding region runs from base 328 to 1632 and encodes 434 amino acids. Gene Ontology annotation, molecular function: GTPase activity; GTP binding; molecular adaptor activity. The transcript is spliced from 10 exons. The record is from RefSeq and is a predicted model, not a curated record.
GGACGUGGUCACCAAGGGGAGCCCCCGCCCGCCUUCGCAAAGGCCUACGCCUGAGGUUGCAGGGAGAACUGGAACUGGGCUCCCGGUAGGGGGAAGCGGUGUAUUAAAUCCGCCCCCUACUCAUACCCCACUUCCGAGGGGGUGGACGAUAGAGGGAGGUUGGGGUUGGAGCAGCGGCGAGGGGGCCCCUCCCUAGCACCUCCCCCCACCGGACUUGGUCGCGCCCGAAGUGUAACACUUUCUCUUUGUCGGAGGAGCUCCGCUGUUUCCUGUGCUGUAGCUCCCGUUGCAGCGGCGCCCGUGGCAGCCCUGGCGGACGCAGGAGCGAUGGCAGCGACCGAUAUAGCUCGCCAGGUGGGUGAAGGUUGCCGAACUGUCCCCCUGGCUGGACAUGUGGGGUUUGACAGCUUGCCCGACCAGCUGGUGAAUAAGUCAGUCAACCAGGGCUUCUGCUUCAACAUCCUGUGCGUGGGAGAGACAGGUUUGGGCAAGUCUACCCUCAUGGACACCCUGUUCAACACCAAGUUUGAAGGAGAGCCGGCCACUCACACACAGCCGGGUGUCCAGCUCCGGUCCAAUACCUAUGACCUCCAAGAGAGCAACGUGGGGCUAAAGCUCACAAUUGUUAGCACGGUGGGCUUUGGGGACCAGAUCAACAAGGAGGACAGCUACAAGCCCAUCAUGGAAUUCAUUGAUGCCCAGUUCGAGGCCUACCUGCAGGAGGAGCUGAAGAUCCGCAGGGUACUGCACACCUACCACGACUCCCGCAUCCACGCCUGCUUGUAUUUCAUCGCUCCCACGGGUCAUUCACUGAAGUCUCUGGACCUAGUGACGAUGAAGAAGCUGGACAGUAAGGUGAACAUCAUCCCUAUCAUUGCCAAAUCUGAUGCCAUUUCGAAGAGCGAGCUAACAAAGUUUAAAAUCAAAAUCACCAGCGAGCUUGUCAGCAAUGGGGUCCAGAUCUACCAGUUCCCUACAGAUGAUGAGUCGGUGGCAGAGAUCAACGGAACCAUGAACGCCCACCUGCCGUUUGCUGUCAUUGGCAGCACAGAAGAACUGAAGAUAGGUAACAAGAUGAUGAAGGCGCGACAGUAUCCUUGGGGCACGGUGCAGGUUGAAAACGAGGCCCACUGCGACUUUGUGAAGCUGCGGGAGAUGCUGAUUCGGGUCAACAUGGAGGAUCUACGGGAGCAGACGCACAGCCGGCACUAUGAGCUGUACCGCCGCUGCAAGCUGGAGGAGAUGGGCUUCAAGGACACCGACCCCGACAGCAAACCCUUCAGUUUACAGGAGACGUAUGAGGCUAAAAGGAAUGAGUUCCUAGGAGAGCUCCAGAAAAAAGAAGAGGAGAUGAGACAGAUGUUCGUCCAGAGAGUCAAAGAGAAAGAAGCUGAACUCAAAGAGGCAGAGAAAGAGCUGCAUGAGAAGUUUGACCGUCUGAAGAAACUACACCAGGACGAGAAGAAGAAGCUGGAGGAUAAGAAGAAAUCCCUGGAUGAUGAAGUGAAUGCUUUCAAACAGAGAAAGACAGCAGCCGAGCUGCUCCAGUCCCAGGGCUCCCAGGCCGGAGGCUCACAGACUCUGAAAAGAGACAAAGAGAAGAAAAAUAAUCCAUGGCUGUGUACUGAAUAGUAUUCCCCGCUACAGCUGGACUGGACUCCACUUAGCCUUUUAAGCCAAGGUUCUUAUUUUAACCGACAGCUUUCCUUUGGGGUGCCAGGCAGCCGAGCCCCCAGCCCCUGCCACAUACUUUCCCUUCAAGCCCCACUUCUUCUUUUGAGUUCUGCCUCCCAGUCCCACUGGCGCUGACCAUGAGCUUCUUCUUUUUUAUUUCUUUGGGGUUUUUUUGGUCACUUUCUUUCAAAACGCACCAACGAGGCUAAGCCAAAUUUUCAGGCCUUUUUGAAGCAUUGAGAAUGGGGAGGGGGUUUCUCUCUUCAACAAUAGAUAAUAAUAGGAAGCGAAAAGUAUAAAGAAUGCACAGCAGACAUGCACACACUUUAUCUUUUCUUGUUGGCAAAGCAAGAGGGCAGUUUUGAUGAGAUAUAUUGUUUGGGGAGUCGCUGAUUGGUUAACGGCCAGAAGCAAGUGAUGCUGCCAAAGCACAAGUUAGUUUCUUGAGAAAAUCCAAGUCUCAGAGUGCAGCAUUUUAGGAGACCCUGUGCUUGGAGGUUUAAAAAACAAACAUGGCUACUCAGCUAGUAGCUCAGAAAGAUGCUAAGUUUGGGCUGUCAGGUCUCCUUGAGCAAGGCAUCUUAUUUGCAGUUUUGAUGUUUCUAUGGCCAGUUUCUCUGCUGCUUCCCAAGAAUCCCAAACUUAAACAACCAACUGGUCUCCAUCCCCCCCGAAUAAUUAUUAGCAUUACAAUUAGGCCCCCUCAUUUGCAUUUGUUUGCAGAUUAACUACUUGAGGCUUGAGGCGCUCUGUAAACUUCAAAAGAAUGAGAGCCACCAGCCUUCGAGAGACCUUCAGGGACUAGGCAGGAAUUUUGUAUUAAGGGAGAAAUUUGGUCUGUAGAACAGAUAUGACCCACUUUUUUCGGAAGAGGAAAUUGAAGCCCUGAGAAGUGAAGGGACUUGCCGGAAGUCCCCAUGCUGUUUUGUGGCAAAAGCCAGGUUAGGUUCAUGAAGUCUGUCCUACUCCGAUCUAUUUCACAAAUGGAUCCAAUCUGUGCAUAUAUGUUCCUGGAGACAAGGUCUUUUGAUGGUCGGAGAAAGAGAGUAGUUAGUAUUAGAGGGCCUUUGAGGGGUUUGUUCCUAUAGAAAAAUACCUGGGAAUGAGUGGGGAGGGGCGGGCACAGCCGAAGACUCCAGGCCAGCUCCUGAACUGAGCGUUUCUGCUGACGAUAGGAGUCACCAGGCACCUGUUAGCCCGUCAGCUUUCCUGGAAGUCUGGAAUGGGGCCCAGGCAUGCAUAUGUUUAACAGUGUCCUAGAGGAGCCUUGUAAUCAAGGAAGUUUGGUAGACAAAAAUCUAACCUGUGAGUGAACAUGAGAUCCUUAGAAAGUCAACCAAGGCUAUUAAAAGAAUUGAAAUGCUUAUUUUAUUGGGUGGCUUUCCUCAGUGUAGACAGAAAGAUUUUUCUCCUUCAGUGAAAAGGCUUUUUAAUUAGUACAAUUGUUACUAUUUUUAAAAAAUAUCCUAAGUACUCUGUUUACUUCCGGUGAAACAAAACCAGUCAUUAGAAAUGGUCUGUGCUUUUAUUUUCCCAAACUGGAAUAGAACGGCUUUCCUGAAAAAUCCCCAUGUGUAUAAACACACACACACACACACACACACACACACACACACACACAGAGCCCCCAUUUCUCUUAAGCCAAGAAGUUUGCUGUUCCCAGCUGCAGGGCAGAUCACUUUUGUUUUUGUUUUUGUUUUUUUGUCUUAAUCAUUUGGCAUUUACCCGUGGCUGUUAAUAUGUGCUUGUUUUUAAUUAAAACAAGAAGCUUUAAA